AUGGAAAGACUUAAAUCUCUUAAGAGUAUCCAUCAAAUUCCCAUUAUUGCCAUCCUAGAGCCUUUUUCUGAUAGCAUUCAGAUUCAGUACUUCAGAAAUCAACUCAACAUGGACCAUGCUAUUAGUAAUCCAAAUGGUAAGAUUUGGCUUUUUUGGACCAAGGAUGUAGACUGCAGGAUAUUGGAAAAUGAGGAGCAGUUGAUUACUUGUGAAUUUAAUCAUGUAAUGAAUCCAAAUCAGUUCAUAGUUACCUUUGUAUAUGCAAAAUGCAAAGAUCAUCUCAGAAGACCUCUGUGGGAUAGCAUGCUACAACAGUCAGCCACCUCCCUUCCAUGGUGCACAUUAGGUGAUUUCAAUGUUAUCACAGACCCUCAAGAAAAGUUGGGAGGUGUCACUUACAAUAUGAAAAAGAGCCUUGAGUUCAUCAGCAUCAUAGAAGCCUGUGGACUACAAGAUCUUGGGUUUUGUGGUCAGAGAUACACUUGGUCUAAUCUAAGGGGUAUAAUGUUCAAAAUCUGGAAGAGACUUGACAGAGGAAUGGUCAACGAUAAGUGGCUAGAGAUGAUGUCUCAGACUACCAUUACUCAUCUACCCUCUGUGGGUUCAGAUCACUGCCCCUUACUGCUGGAGAUGACUGAUCAAAACCAACAACACACCAAAUAUUUCAAAUUCCUUAACUGCUGGACAGAACAACCAUCUUUCUUGGAUACUGUUAGUAAUUGCUGGAACAGGACCAUGGAGGGUAAUCCAAUGUGGUGUUUCCAUCAGAAAAUAAAGAGGUUGGCAGCCACUCUUAGUACUUGGUCCAGAUUGCAAUUUGGUGAUAUAUAUGCCAAAGUUAAAGAAUAUGAAGACAAGACUAGACAUGCAGAGGAAGAGCUAAUCUCUAGUAAUUCUGAAGAGAACAAAACAAAGCUCCAUGCCAUCAAUGCAGAGUAUAUAAAAUACCUGAAACUGGAGGAAUCCAUGCUAAAGCAAAAAACUCAGUUGCAUUGGUUCAAAGAGGGUGAUGUGAAUUCCAAGUAUUUUCAUGCCUUGAUAAGAGGAAGGAGGAGGAAAUUAUACAUCCAUAAGAUCCAGAAUGAGGAUGAUAAUUGGGUACAAGGUGAAGAAAACAUAGCCAAAGCUGCAUGUGAACACUUCCAAGCCAUUUUCACUGGUGAGGAGACACAAAUUCAGGAGCAUACCCUCCAAUGUAUUCCCAGGAUGGUCACUGAUGAGCAUAACAGAAACCUGAAAGCUAUCCCUACAAUUGAGGAGUUGAGAACUGUAGUGUUUUUAAUGAAUCCCAAUUCAGCUGCUGGACCUGAUGGAAUGAAUGGCAAGCAUGGAUUCUUUCAUUCCACAAGAGGCCUUAAGCAAGGGGAUCCAUUAUCACCAGCUUUGUUUAUCAUAGGUGCUGAAGUCCUCUCCAGGCUCAUGAACAACCUUCGUCAACACCCCCAAUAUCAUGGUUUCCUGAUGGCUAAAAAGGGCCCUCAAAUUAAUCAUCUUAGUUUUGCAGAUGACAUCAUCAUAUUCUCAUCUGGAAGAUCUCAUACCUUGAAGCUUAUCAUGGAGACACUACAUACCUAUGAGCAUGCUUCAGGCCAAUUGAUCAAUAGAGACAAGAGUAACUUCAUGGUACCCUCAAAUGCCUUCAACUCUACUGUUAGAAGAAUCAAGAAAGUUACAGGCUUCAAGCAAAAGAACAGCCCUAUCACAUAUCUGGGGUGUCCUCUUUACAUUGGUAGACAGAGGAUCAUCUAUUAUUCUGAGCUUAUAGCUAAAGUUGUGGCUAGGAUAGCUGGAUGGCAGGCAAAAUUAAUUAGCUAUGGAGAAAGAGUUACUUUGAUUAAGCAUGUCAUCCAAGCACUUCCUAUUCACUUGUUAUCUGCUAGUUCCCCUCCUGCAACCACUAUCAAGCAAAUUCAAAGCAUCACAGCCAAUUUCUUCUGGGGGUGGAAGAAUGAAAGGAGGAAAUAUCAUUGGUCUUCUUGGAAGAAUCUGAGUUAUCCCUAUGAAGAGGGUGGUAUUGGAGUGAGACUAAUAUCAGAUGUUGCCAAGUCUUUCCAAUACAAACAAUGGUGGAUAUUCAGAACUAAGAAUUCCUUAUGGAGUGAGUUCCUCAAAGCUAAGUACUGUCAGAGGUCAAAUCCUAUAACCAAAAAAUGGCACACAGGACAGUCUCUGAUAUGGAAGCACCUCAUGAAGAACAAGCACAAUGUUGAGCCUCAUAUCCAAUGGCAGAUACAGUCUGGUUCUUGCCUCUUUUGGUGGGAUAAUUGGUUAGGAGUUGGCCCCUUAGUUAAUUUCAGGUCAGCUAGUAGUAGACAGAACAAUACUAAGGUGUCUUCUUUCAUGAUUAAUGGUCAAUGGAAUGUAGAACUGGUCUCUCAGAAAACACCUCCUCAGUUUGUACCUAGCAUCCUGGCAAGUAACAUCAACUAUCAGCCCCACAAACUUGAUCAGGCCUCUUGGAAGCCUAAUAGCAGUGGGGAAUUUAGUUGUUCUUCUGCCUGGGAACUUAUCAGGGACAAAAGGAGUAAGACAAGAAUUAACUCUCAAACAUGGCACAAACACAUUCCUUUUAAGUGUUCCUUCCUACUCUGGAGAGCACUUAGAGGGAAACUACCUACUAAUGAAAAACUUAUCAGCUUUGGAGAAGCCCCAGCCCAAUGUUACUGUUGCCAUAGAGCUGGUUUGGAUACCAUUGACCAUAUAUUUGUUUCUGGAAACUUUGCCAGGAAGAGGAAACCUUCAGCUCACAUGGUGAAGCUGAACACUGAUGGUAGUGCACUUCACAACCCUGGAAAAAUAGGAGGGGGAGGAUUGCUAAGGAACAAUCAAGGAGAUCUUCUCUUUGCUUUCUCAACCCCUUUUGGAGAAGGUACAAACAACCAAUCUGAAAUAUUGGCAGCCAUCUUUGGUUUGACUUGGUGUCUCCAAUUAGGAUAUACUAAAGUGAUCCUUGAAGUGGACUCUGAGCUAGUAAUCAGAUGGAUAAAACACCUAGCUCAACCACCAUGGACUGUCAGAACACAACUCCAACAGCUGCAGGACAUCAGUCAUCAAUUCCAGGUUUUCAAAUGCAGCCACACUUACAGAGAAGCCAAUUUUACAGCUGAUGUUUUGUCCAAACAUAGCCACAAAUGCACUACUCCACAGAUAUAUCUCAAUAAACAAGAGCUUCUCAAAGAGGCAAGAGCUUACUUUGAGCUUGACAAACUGGAAAUGGCCAACUUCAGAAGAAGAAGGCUUAAGAGAAUCAAGAAGCCACCAUGA
Solanum dulcamara is the source of this 3264-nucleotide messenger RNA. RefSeq lists its product as uncharacterized. Gene Ontology annotation, molecular function: nucleic acid binding; RNA-DNA hybrid ribonuclease activity. The coding region runs from base 1 to 3264 and encodes 1087 amino acids. The record is from RefSeq and is a predicted model, not a curated record. Lineage: Eukaryota; Viridiplantae; Streptophyta; Magnoliopsida; Solanales; Solanaceae. The transcript is spliced from 3 exons.